AUGGCCGUCAGAAGGAUUUUGCUUGUUACUGCGUUCCUGAAUGCUGUUCUAGCAGCACCGCAGUUGAAUCCGAGAGACGCUACCAUUAUUGUACUGGAGAAUGACUUCAAUGGAGUUGAACCGUGGCACUGGAGGUACGAGACGAGCAACGGCAUCCGGCAGGAGCAGUUCGGCACGGAGGGUGACGGCGCACGCCUGCGGGGCAGCUUCUCGUGGCAGCCGCCAGAUGCGGGCGGCGCCACCUACAGCGUCACCUACGAGGCCGACGAGAACGGCUACCGGCCCAGGGUGUCCUUCGGUAGCGGUCCAGUGGCUGUGCGCCCCACACCGCUGCCACGACCUACAGAACUGCCAUUCCUACAGCCUUCUCUGGCCAUUGGAAGUAACGCUGCACUUACACUGGUGGGCUGA
Messenger RNA from Schistocerca cancellata (South American locust), 411 nucleotides. Its product is annotated as endocuticle structural glycoprotein SgAbd-5-like. The transcript is spliced from 3 exons. Lineage: Eukaryota; Metazoa; Arthropoda; Insecta; Orthoptera; Acrididae. Bases 1 to 411 code for a protein of 136 amino acids. Gene Ontology annotation, cellular component: chitin-based extracellular matrix. Gene Ontology annotation, molecular function: structural constituent of chitin-based larval cuticle. The record is from RefSeq and is a predicted model, not a curated record.